Messenger RNA from Cucurbitaria berberidis CBS 394.84, 1611 nucleotides. Its product is annotated as Zn-dependent exopeptidase. The transcript is spliced from 2 exons. Gene Ontology annotation, biological process: proteolysis. NCBI's taxonomy places the organism in Eukaryota, Fungi, Ascomycota, Dothideomycetes, Pleosporales, Cucurbitariaceae. Gene Ontology annotation, molecular function: metallocarboxypeptidase activity; zinc ion binding. The record is from RefSeq and is a predicted model, not a curated record. The coding region runs from base 1 to 1611 and encodes 536 amino acids.
AUGGGUAUACUCCUAACAUCUACACUCCUUCCGCUGUUUGCUGCCUCGGCAUUGGCACAGGGACAGCAGUAUGGAGAGAACCAGGUUAAAGUGAACUUGGACUCGCAGCUGGUGGAACAUACGGCUUUUCCAGAGCCAAAUGUGACUUUGUACAGUCCUGCCUUUUUGCCAAAUGCUUCGUUCGAAGCUGGGUGGACGAAAGGGACCGAGGGCGCCACCACACAGGAUAAACUAGACUCUUUCCUACGCCUCCUCGCAGCCAAGAAUCCAUCAUGGAUGUCUUACAAUGUUACGAACUUUCUUAGCGAGGAGGGAAAGCAAUUUCCCUAUGUCCACCUCUCCAACUCCCCAAGCGCGUCAGCGGGUUUUAGCAAGUCCAACAAAUUAAGAGUAUGGAUCCAGGGAAGCGUUCACGGAAACGAGCCUGCAGGCGACGAAGCAACACUUGCACUACUGGGAGCAAUGGAUGCUGAUCCUCAAUGGGCAGCCGGCUUCCUGGAGAAACUGGACAUCAUCGUGCUCCCGCGGUACAACCCAGAUGGAAACGCCUACUUCCAACGCACGCUGGCUACCAAUUUCGACCCAAACCGCGACCACACCAAGCUCGCGCGCCAGCAAACCCGUGACAUAAAACAAUGGUUCAACAUCUUCGCGCCCCACAUUGCCAUUGACAUGCAUGAGUACGGCGCCAGUUCGCGGUUCGCAGGAAACUACUCCAAUGCAGCAGACGCCAUGUACAGCGCCGCAAAGAACUUGAACAUCCAUCCUACGAUCCGCAGUCUCUCCGAGACAGUCUUUGCGCCCGCUAUUAACGCCUCGCUUAUUUCAAAGGGCCUGCGCGGGGAGCAAUACAUGACUGCAUCGCGUGCUAAUCCGCCCAAAUUCGACGAAGCCGGUACCGAUGCGAAGAUCGGUCGCAACGCCAUGGGUCUAACACAAGCUGUGACAUUCCUCUUCGAAACGCGAGGCAUAGGAAUUGCGAAUCAAUCCUUCAAGCGCCGCACACUAGCGGGACUACAAAUGAUUCUCGGCGUCAUAGAAACAGCGCGUGAUGGCGCUUCUGAAAUACACGCAAAGAUCGAAGGUGCGAUUGAAGAAGGAGUGAAGAGCAAAGACGCCAUCGUAGUCACAGACUAUACCACGUAUACAAACCGCACUUGGACAAUGGUCGAUCGCCGCUCCGGCAAAGUAGUCCAGGUCCCCGUUGAGUUCGCCAGCACUACGCCUGCAACUGCGAAUCUCACGCGCGCCAGACCCGAAGGCUACGUGAUUCCUCGCGCGUGGUCCGAUCUCGCUGAGCGUCUCCGCGUCUCGGGGCUCGACGUUGAAACUUUGCCCGGUGUUUUCACUGGUGAGGUGGAGGUGUACAAUAUCACCUCCUCCAGCCUAGCACGUGUAUACUACGAGGGCGCCGUCCUGAACGAGGUGACUACGGAGACGCUGAAAAGGGAAGUAACGUUGCCCGCGGGCAGCUUUUUCGUCAGUAGUGCGCAGAAGAAUGCGGGGUUGGCGUUUGUGACCUUGGAGCCGGAGAAUAUUGAUUCGUAUGUUAGCUUUGGCAUUGUGCCCAUGGAAGUUGGCGACCUCUACCCGGUGUUUAGAAAGAUCUAG